Olea europaea var. sylvestris is the source of this 819-nucleotide messenger RNA. Its product is annotated as xyloglucan endotransglucosylase/hydrolase protein 3-like. The transcript has 4 exons. The coding region runs from base 1 to 819 and encodes 272 amino acids. Gene Ontology annotation, cellular component: apoplast; cell wall. Gene Ontology annotation, biological process: cell wall biogenesis; xyloglucan metabolic process. Gene Ontology annotation, molecular function: hydrolase activity, hydrolyzing O-glycosyl compounds; xyloglucan:xyloglucosyl transferase activity. The record is from RefSeq and is a predicted model, not a curated record. NCBI's taxonomy places the organism in Eukaryota, Viridiplantae, Streptophyta, Magnoliopsida, Lamiales, Oleaceae.
AUGGCUUUCUUUAUGCUUAAUGUCUUUUCCAUUCUUCUUGGUGUUUUCUUCACCAAUGCAAAUGGAUCUUUCUAUCAAUACUAUUCUCCUCUAUGGGGAUUAAAUCACCUAACGGUUAAUCCUCAAGCAACCGAAGUACAACUUCUUAUGGAUCGGUCCUCAGGGGCUGGAUUUCGUUCCAAGCUGGAAUAUGGAUCCGGAUUGUUUCAUAUAAGGAUGAAGAUACCAGAUAGAAAAACAGGAGGAAUAGUUACAAGCUUUUAUUUGACCUCUGCACCAGAUAAUCAAGAUCCUGGAAAUCAUUAUGAGCUUGAUUUUGAGUUUUUGGGUACAACUGGAAAAGUGCAAACAAAUGUUUAUGACAAUGAUGAAGGGCACAGAGAACAAACCUUCAAUCUUUGGUUUGAUCCUUCUAAAGAUUUCCAUACUUACGAAAUUCUUUGGAACCCCCAUCAGAUAGUGUUCUUUGUCGAUAAAAUUCCGAUUAGAGUGUUCAAGAACAACACGGCGCAUGGAUUGGAUUAUCCCUGGAAGCCUAUGCACAUAGAGGCAAGUAUAUGGGACGCAGAAUGGGCAGGAGUGGUUGAUUGGUCUCAAGCUCCUUUCAUAGCUCAUUAUCAAGAUUUUGAUUUCAGCGCUUGCCCGGCUCAAAUUAGCACGGUUUCGCAAUGCAAUUCGGACAAAUAUUUUUGGAACGGGCAGUGGGAACUCAAUGCUACGCAGAAACAGCAAAUGAGAAGCUACAGAAACUCUUAUAUGGUUUACGACUAUUGUUCAAAACCAACUACCAGCAAACCAGAAUGCUCGUUAAACAACUGA